AAAGCCUACAACACAAAGAAAUAAAGGGAGAGAAAAAGUGAAGUUAGUGAAAUAAUGAGGCUAAUACACACCACCAGUAGCACAGAAAUAAAUAACUUGGCAGGAGAAAGACUAUUAGCACCAUCACAACCAUCCCAUCAGAAACCAAAACAGCAACUGCCUUGGAAAAACAAAUUAUGGUGAUGAGAUCUGACUUGAGUAAACUGAAAUAGAUGGUAGAAAAGAGGCGAAGGAGCAAGAAAAGGGAGGAACUGAACGAGAAAUGCAAAGUACAGGAGAAGAGACUAAGCAACGCAAUAGAAGAUAUAAAACAGAGGCUUAAAUCCAAAGCACGUAAGAUCCAACGGUACAUGAACAGGAAUUAAGGAUACCAACGGAGCAAACUAUUCAGAACCAACCAUAAAAGACUAUACAGCCAACUGAGAUGGGAAGACAACCACUAGGAAAUUCGUGAAGACGAAUUAAGUAAACAGCGCCUCAGCAGCAUGGUUGGUAUGGUAUUAGCGUCCCACCUCGGUGGUCGCGGGUUCGAUUCUCGGCCAUUCCAUUGAGGAGUGAGAGAUGUGUAUUUCUGGUGAUAGAAGUUCACUCUCGACGUGGUUCGGAAGUCACCUAAAGCCGUUGGUCCCAUUGCUGAAUAACCACUGGUUCCAUGCAACGUAAAAGCACCAUACAAAACAAACGAAUUAAGUAAGAGACUGGGAAAACAUAUGGAGCAAACCAAUAUCACACAACAAACGUGCAACAUGACCGCUGGAAGUCAAGGCAGAAGAAAUGGGGAGAAUAAAGCAAAGAUUCACCAAGAUUACGACGGACACAAUCAGACACCAAUUAAAGAAAAUGCCUAACUAGAAAGCCCCAGGUCCGGAUGAAGUCCAUGGAUACUGGUUCAAAAACUUCAAGGCCUUACACCCAUGAAUAGCAGAACAACUCCAGCAUAGUAUCAUAGACCACCAAAUGGAAACAUCCUUACUACAAAAAGAAAAGAGCAAAAGAAAUAUAGCAAGUAACUACAGACCUAUCACCUGCCUACCAAUAAUGUGGAAGUUACUAACAGGUAUCAUCAGUGAAAGGCUAUACAACUACCUAGAGGAUACAAACACCAUCUCCCACCAACAGAAUGGCUGCAGAAGGAAGUGUAGGGGCACAAAAGACCAGCUCCUGAUAGACAAAAUGGUACUGAAGAAAGUAAGAGAAAGGAAACCAACCUAAGCAUGGCAUGGAUUGACUACAAGAAAGCCUUCGACAUGAUACCAUACACAUGUGUAAUAGAAUGCCUGAAAAUAUAUGGGGCAGAGGAAAACACCAUCAGCUUCCUAAAAAAUACCAUGCAUAAGUGGAGUACAAUACUUACAAGCUCUGGAAUAAGACUAGCAGAGGUUAAUAUCAGGAGAGGGAACUUCCAGGGCGACUCACUGUCUCCACUACUCUUUGUAGUAAAUGCUGGAUACUAACUCAAGAAAGGAGGCAACAGAAUUAACCGUCUGAUGUUCAUGGACGACAUCAAGCUGUUUAUGUAACACGACAGAAUGGAGGGAGGGGACUACUCAGCAUAGAGGACUGUAUCAACAUUCAGAGCAGAGCACAAGGGCAAUAUCUGAAAACCAGUGAGAACGAGUGGCUCAGGAAUGCAUGGGAAGAAGGACUGAUAAAAGUAACAAAGGCCCAGAAAUAUACAGACAGAGAAUGACCAACAGAACUGAGGAAUGGCACAAGCCAAUAUACGGGCAGUACAUGAGACAGACUAAAGAACUUGCCAACAAUGAAACAUAGCAAUGGCUACAGCGGGGAGAACUCAAGAAAGAAACAGAAGGAAUGCUAACAGCAGCUCAAGAUCAGGCACUAAGAACCAGAUAUGUUCAUAGAACGAUAGAUGGAAAUAACAUCUCACCCAUAUGCAGGAAGUGCAAUAUGAAAACGAGACCAUAAACCACAUAGCAAGCGAAUGUCUGGCACUUGCACAGAACCAGUACAAAAAGGGACAUGAUUCGGUAACAAAAACCCUCCACUGGAACCUGGGCAAAAAAAAAAAAAAAACUACUACCUUGCAGUAAUAAGUGGUACGAGCACCAACCUAAGGGAGUGAUAGAAAUGAUCAGGCAAAAAUCCUCUGGGAUUAUGGUAUCAGAAUAGAUAGGGUGAUAUGUGCCAAUAGACCAGACGUGACAUUGAUUGACAAAAUCAAGAAGGAAGUAUCACUCAGUGAUAUCGCAAUACCAUGGGACACCAGAGUAGACGAGAAAGAGAGAGGAAAAAUUGAUAAAUAUCAAGACCUGAAAAUAGAAAUAAGAAGGAUAUGGGAUAUGUCAGUGGAAAUUGUACCCAUAAUCGUAAGGACACUAGGCACGAUCCUAAGAUCCCUGAGAAGGAAUCUGGAAAAACUAGAUGCCGAACUAGCUCCAGGACAUACGCAGAGGAAUGUGCUUCUAGAAACAGCACACAUAGUAAAAAAAGUGGUGGACUCCUAUGGAGGCAGGAUGCAACCUUGAUUUUACUUUAAAAAGUAACAAAUCCUUCCAUAGUCAUUGAUUAUAUUUAUUCACGACUGAUUUUGCGUUACAAGAUUCUUGUGAUUUCUCACUCUCCUAUGCACUUUGGAAGUCUAUUCAUUCUUUGCAGGAUUUUAAGUUUGAAAUCCCUUAUCAACAGAUACGUAUGACGUCCUAGUCAUGGCGGGUGGUUUUGCAGAGGGCCACAUACCUGUCAGUGGAAUUAAUGAUAUGAUCAGAAUAACAAAACCUGGAGGAUUGGUCAUCAUCUCAAUGAGGAAGAGCUUCCUACGCUGCGAGGAAUACAAGGACAGGUUGAUUCCUUACAUGGAUGAGAUGGAAAGGCAAGGAAAGUGGAUUAAGCUCCUGGCACGGCGACACAAGAUUGGUGGGGUUUCCAAUGCCAGCAUGCACAACUUGCUACUCGAAGUGUUCAUUCCAACUACCUCUACAGCAUAUGACCGCGAGUUGUCCAUGGCAAUGCAGAUGGGCAUAAGUUCGGGGAGCAGAGUUCUCACAGGGGGUAUCAGCACUUCCUCCAGUAUUUCUACAUACUGAUAGCUAUCCAGUCUUUCAUGAAUAGGCACCAGUGCUCCUGGUCCGCAAGACGCCAUCCAACCCCAAAGUCCUACUGAAAUUCUGCCGCUUCGACGAUGUUGUUGAAUAUGGUUAUCUGCAUACCUGAAAAGGGGGAUUUUUUUUAAUCUCUCUCUCUACACACACACACACACACACACACGCA
Messenger RNA from Macrobrachium nipponense, 3231 nucleotides. RefSeq lists its product as uncharacterized. The coding region runs from base 2670 to 3047 and encodes 125 amino acids. Lineage: Eukaryota; Metazoa; Arthropoda; Malacostraca; Decapoda; Palaemonidae. The transcript is spliced from 4 exons. The record is from RefSeq and is a predicted model, not a curated record.